GAGAAGAGGUCCGGAGAUAUAUUUGAUAGGCUACCGAUAUAUCAAGAAGUGAUAAAUCUAAGCUGGUUAGUGGUCGUAGGAGACGUGGAGCACAGCCUUCUUUAUCGUGAUCUGGUGCGGAUGCGUAACCGAGCGCCUUCAGCUAGUUGAGUCCAUUACAAAUAAUGCGUCUGCAUCAACGGUCGAGGGCUUACAGAGCUAUUGAUUUUGGGAUUAAUUUGCCUUUAUCGUGAUACCCUUACCUCUAGAUCAUGCUUAUAAAGUCAUAUUAAUGAAGAACUAAUACGAGGCCUCGGAAUCUGAACAAAUGUGAAAUCUUUGUCUUUGGUUUUCAAUUUGGUAUUAAGCGAGGGAGUUUCGACAUUUUCUAGGUCACUUUGAUAUUUGUUAACAGUUCUAAAUGACGAAUUGAAUGUCCUCUAGUUUAAAGUUAUGCAGAAUGCUCACUUCAUAGUUAGUCGUGCCAUAUUAAGUUCUACUAAGGACACAUUUCGACGUUGCCUUAACUUGUCUACCAAACAUUUAUUUACUACGCCUUACUUGGUCCAUAAAAUCAGGAUAUCACGUCACACUCGCAUUGAUUUAUUCAACAGGAAUUUUAGUUCUUCAGGUCCCAAGAGUAUUACCGAUUCUCCAGUUGAGAAGAUCAAUGCUAAAGUGGUUCCAAAAAUUAAAACAAGCUUUUCUUAUGAUGAUUCUGUCAAGUCUGUGAAGUAUAUCACACCACUUAGAGCAUUACGAGAAUAUAUGCUUACAAAACAUGAUUUAGAUCAGUUACCACGUUAUUACAGCCGAAGUCCGUAUGGCAAUGAAACUAAAACUCUUGUUUUCCUCCGAUCAGAUGUAGAGCAAAUGGCUUACGCAAAGCACGGAGGCCAUGAUGAUUUUGAGUUACGACGGAAACUCAUGAAGGAUAUGGAGCGAAGAACCAAAACAGAAAUCUUCAAUUUAAGGAAGGCCUUAAAAUACCUUCAAAACUCAGCAGAAGCCAAGGCGACUGGGACUUCGGUUUUUAUGGAUAAACGGAAAAGUUUGUUUACGUCGGGCCCUGGUCGUGUUGUUCUUUUCGCAAUAGCAAUAAAUGGUCUCAACGUCGCUGCCAAAGCCUUCGGUUGGUGGUAUACUGGUUCUAAAAGCAUGUUUUCUGAGUUGAUGCAUUCGCUUGCGGAUACGAUGAAUCAGGUUCUCGUUGCUUAUGGUCUAUAUUCAUCACUUCAGAAACCAGAUGAAACGCAUCCGUACGGUUAUAUUCCAAUGCGUAAUGUAUCAUCGUUGAUAAGUGGUGUUGCCAUUUUCUUCCUGGGAGCUGGUCUUACAUUUUAUCAUAGUGUCCAGGGCAUUUUAGCGCCUCACGAAUUUGAAUCUGUUAAUCUGGCUUUGAUGGUCAUGCUAGGUUCGCUUUUAUCCGAAGGAAGCACCUUGGCGUUGGCUUAUCGCGAAGCUAAAAGAAGUUCAAAACGUCAAAACUUCUAUUCCGUUAGGCAUUGGUUGUUUUCCGGAGUUGAUCCAAGUACUAGUAUGGUUUUAUUAGAAGAUUUGGCUGCUGUCAUUGGUGUUGUUGUGGCAGGGUCAGCUAUGGCUGUAACUGCUUUCACUGGACAUGUUUUACCUGAUGCGAUUGGAGGGAUUUGUGUUAGUGCAAUUCUCGCUACAGUGGCUGGUCUGAUCAUACAUACGAAUACUGAAAUGUUAAUAGGAAGAGCUAUUCCGGUUGAAAAUCAAGAGGCAAUUAUGCGUGUGAUGGAUAACAUAAAAAUUAUUCGCGGGACAUACGACAUAAAAACAACUAUGAUUGGUGGUGAAGAAAUACGAUUCAAAGCAGAAGUUGAUAUUGAUGGUCGAGAACUUACUAAACGUUACCUAGAAACUUUAUCAUUAGACGAUCUUCUUCAGGAGGUGAAAAAUGUCAAAACUGAACAGCAACUGGCUCAUUUUAUGUUGAAACAUGGUGAUAAUUUAGUGAACACACUAGGCGCAGAAAUUAAUAAAAUUGAAGAGAAAAUUAAGAAGGAAUUCCCCAAUGUAACUCAUAUCGACAUUGAGAUUAACUAAAUACUGGAUUUCCGAUUUAUUAUCACUAUUCAUUUCGCGGACUUCCCUUGUUGCAUAUUCCUGGCUUUUCUGUGAUUUGAGAUCCAUAUCGCACUGUGUAUAGUAAUAUAAAAUAUAUGUACACAAAAACAAAUUUAGUAAACAUUUUUGCUACGUAUUAAAUUCUUUUCCGGAAAAUAUGUUUAGUAUGCAUGCACUUUGUAUUGCCUCGAAGUUAUCAGCACAAAAAACGUUCAUGAUAGCGAUAACAACACUUACAGCGUUCUCUACAAGAAUCUAGUUCGUGAUUUGAAUUUCAAGUUAUCUGCGGCUUCUGCUGACGUCAAUCUAAAUAAUGAUGAUACCUAGACUUGGGAGAUUGGUAGGUUCAAACAGUAACCAGCAUGGGUGAAAUUUGUGUUCACUGAACUCGAGUUUCAAAAACUUGAAAUUGAGGCAACCUGAGCAACAAUCAGUCUGGCGUCUGUAUAAGGACUUCGCAGACAUUCAGGGCUUGGUAGCGAUUUUACCCGCUAUAUUAUAAUCACAGACCUUCAGGCGUAAAAUAGUCCAAAUUUAUAUUUGAAAGAUAGCAGUAUUUUUUUGUUAUCAUCAACUUUAUUCAAUAUUGUAUUUUUGGUACAAUAUAGAAUUC
Messenger RNA from Schistosoma bovis, 2686 nucleotides. NCBI's taxonomy places the organism in Eukaryota, Metazoa, Platyhelminthes, Trematoda, Strigeidida, Schistosomatidae. The record is from the annotation of a GenBank genome assembly.